GAGCGCGCGUGCGGACUGCGCCUCCCAGAAUCCAGGCGGGCGGGGGCGGCGCGCGCAGACCGCGGGUCGAGGGGCUGCUCGGAACGCCCGCAAGACCUGGGCGGGUCUCCGCGCUCGGCUGAACUCGGCUGCGGGCUCUGGAGCUCCUCAGAGCCCGGCCUGUCCCGUGUGUCCAGGUGAGCAGUGUAAGGGGCCCGACCUGCCUUUCUUCUCUGAGGACAAGAAAUUUGAGGUCCCAGAAACACAGUGAAGAUGUCUAAUGAGCCACCCCCUCCUUACCCUGGGGGUCCCACAGCCCCCCUUCUGGAGGAGAAAAGUGGAGCCCCACCUACCCCAGGCCGCACCUCCCCAGCUGUGAUGCAGCCCCCACCGGGCAUGCCUCUGCCCCCUGCAGACAUUGGUCCCCCACCCUACGAGCCACCAGGUCACCCAAUGCCCCAGCCUGGCUUUAUUCCCCCCCACAUGAGUGCAGAAGGCACCUACAUGCCUCCAGGUUUCUACCCUCCUCCAGGCCCCCACCCACCCAUGGGCUACUACCCCCCUGGACCCUACCCGCCAGGGCCCUACCCUGGCCCUGGGGGUCACACAGCUACAGUGCUGGUUCCCUCGGGGGCUGCCACUACGGUGACAGUGCUACAGGGAGAGAUCUUUGAAGGCGCACCUGUGCAGACUGUGUGUCCUCACUGCCAGCAGGCCAUCACCACCAAGAUCUCCUACGAGAUCGGCCUGAUGAACUUCGUGCUGGGUUUCUUCUGCUGCUUCAUGGGGUGUGACCUGGGCUGUUGCUUGAUCCCCUGCCUCAUCAACGACUUCAAGGAUGUGACUCACACAUGCCCCAGCUGCAAAGCCUACAUCUACACGUACAAGCGCCUGUGCUAACGGAGCUGGGACUCAGUUUCCCCACCUGUCAGUCUGGUUCCCUGUGCUUCUGCUCCCUGUGCUCAUGUGGUUGCUUUCCCACUCCCACCUGGAGCUGGAAGCUACGCCACUGUCCCCGGAAGUCUUGUCCUCUUCGCCUUGCUGUGCCCCGAGCAUCUGAAGCUCUUCCAACAAAACUUGCCGUUGGAUUUAAGGCCAAGGGUCAGUGGGUGACGGGAUGGCACUGAGCUUGUACCGCUGGUUUGCUUGGUACUGUCAUCAGGAGAUAAGCUGGGAAGGUUCUCCCAUGGGGUCCUCCUACAUUUCCGUCCAAGGUACAGGUUCAGUUCUGACUUUCUCCCUGGGACCAAAAGCAGCCAGACCAGCCAGCAAUCCCUAGGUUGGGCCUGCAGUGGGGCUGUGCCUGCCUGGAGCCACAGUGGUUUUUGACCUGCUGGGCUGAAAGUAAGAGAGCCAUCUGGAGUCCAGCGGAGUUGUCUGGAGCAGAACAGGGUCAUGAGGUCUGGGUCUGGUUCCGAGGUGCUUUGUGCCUCUAGGGUGCGAGGGUAGUGUAUCAGAGAAAUGAUGACUGCCAACUCUGGUCUUCAGAACUCUCAGGUAUCCAAACCUAGGACCUCUAACACCCUGUACAAGUGCCCAAGAGCCACCUGGUGCAGGGAAGAGAGGACUCUGGGUGACUGGUCCUGGUAGCCAAGAAGGGACUCGCCUCUCACCCCACCCCCUGCUUGGUCUCUGGGUCAGUGUGCAGAUCCCCUUUCUGGCCACACUUCUGUGAACUCUUGUAUUUUCUGUGGCCAGAAGGAAUGCCCAUGAGCCUAACCCAUCGUGUCCUUGCUGCAUACAGGCUCAGCCUCUGCUUGGGAGGAAGGGCUUUCUCAGGGGUGGGUGGGUGGGUAAGUGGGGUCCGGAGGGCCCUCUCCAUCUCUCCAAUCAUUUUAUUGCCAGUAAGCUCCAUGCCCUCUGCCCCAGCUGACUCACCCUGGCUGUGGCUGUUUCCGCAUCAGGUGCGGCAGCAGGAGCAGCUGUGGCACUAGGCUGAGGACAGGCUGGGAACGAGGAAGUAGCAGCCACAAGUGGUAGGAGUGCCCUGGCAGACACCACUCCUGCCCUGGGCCUGAGCACAACCUUUCUUUCCUGAGUGGUUUGUUCAUGAACUUGCUCCCAUGGAUGCUCUACCCUGCUGCUGUCCCUCUCCUGGUCUCGCACUGCCACUGCAUGGCCUCCUGUCACUGUGAACCGCGGCCCUGUCUGUCUGUAGUUUCUCAUUAAAUUGGCUCCUUCACUCCCUUGCA
Molecule: messenger RNA, 2171 nt
Organism: Oryctolagus cuniculus (rabbit)
Lineage: Eukaryota; Metazoa; Chordata; Mammalia; Lagomorpha; Leporidae
Gene: CDIP1
Product: cell death inducing p53 target 1
Biological process (GO): intrinsic apoptotic signaling pathway in response to DNA damage by p53 class mediator
Cellular component (GO): cytoplasmic side of lysosomal membrane; cytoplasmic side of late endosome membrane; nucleus
Molecular function (GO): zinc ion binding
Source: RefSeq, a predicted model, not a curated record